AUGCUUCCUUCUCAGCUGAACAGCUCGCCGAAGCGGGCGAGUCCGUUUGCACGAUCCUCUCCGUCACCCGCACCACAGUCCCAAACUCGACCUAAAUCAGCCAUAAUUACACCAUCUCAUGGGCUAGAGUUAGGCAAAGGUCAUGUUCGAAACUCCUCAGUCUCACAACUAUCGCCGAUAUCUUUAGCCUCAGCGAACCGGGAACGGUCAAAUUCGCGGAAUAAUGUAGCGUCAGGUACAUUUGCUCCGAGUUUUAUCAAGUCCGAGGAGAUGCGACGGGGGGCAGAUCAAAUCCGAGGAUUGGAGGGAGACAAUGACUUUUCAGGCAACAAGUAUGUUUGGUUGCGCGACCCCCAGAAGGCAUUCGUCCGCGGAUUGGUCUUAGAAGAACUGGAUGGAAAUCGCCUGCUGGUGCAGAGUGACGAUGGCGAGCAGCGAGAAGUCGAUGCGGACCAUGUAGACAAGGUCAACCCGGCCAAGUUCGACAAAGCUGAUGACAUGGCGGAACUGACGCACCUGAACGAGGGAUCGGUGGUCCACAAUUUACACACGAGAUACCAGUCCGACUUGAUCUACACAUAUUCGGGACUUUUCUUGGUCACGAUCAAUCCUUAUUGCCCCUUGCCUAUCUACACCAACGAAUACGUGAAGAUGUACAAAGGCCGAGGAAGAGAAGAAACCCGCCCACAUAUUUUCGCAAUGGCGGAUGAAGCGUUCAGGAACCUGGUGGAAGAGGGUGAGAACCAAAGUAUUCUUGUAACCGGUGAAUCUGGAGCUGGUAAGACUGAGAACACAAAGAAGGUCAUUCAAUACCUUGCGGCAGUCGCCACUUCCGAUACCCCAUAUGCGCGGUCAGGCACCAAGCAAAUAUCCAACCUUUCACAACAAAUUCUUCGAGCCAAUCCUAUUCUCGAAGCCUUUGGUAACGGACAAACUGUUCGGAACAACAACUCCUCACGUUUCGGAAAAUUCAUUAGAAUCGAAUUUUCGAGAUCGGGUCAGAUUUGCGGCGCGUGGAUCGAUUGGUAUCUAUUGGAGAAGUCUCGGGUGGUCAAACCGAAUCCCAAUGAACGCAACUAUCACAUAUUUUACCAGUUGUUGCAAGGUGCAGACCGAGAUACUCGAGAAAAGCUUCUGUUAACGGGUCUUGGAAUCGAGGACUUUGCUUACACCCGGGAUGGCAACGAUUCCAUCGUCGGCGUUUCCGAUAAGGAUGAGUGGAACUCAUUGAUCGAGGCUUUCCAUGUCAUGAACUUUACGGAGGAUGACCAACUCUGUAUCUUGCGCACAAUCGCUGCUGUUUUGCACCUGGGUAAUGUGACCAUUGCCAAGGAGAGUAUCAGGGCUGAUCAAGCUGCCCUUGGGGCGAACGGAUACGCAAGUGUUGAAAAGGCUUGCCACCUGCUGGGCAUUCCCGCCGAACCAUUUGUGAAAGGCCUACUGCACCCAAGGGUUAAAGCUGGUCGCGAAUGGGUGGAGAAAGUGCAGACACCCGAGCAGGUUCGCCUGUCAUUAGACGCUCUAUCUAAGGGAAUUUACGAACGUGGAUUUGGGGACUUAGUGGCUCGAAUCAACAAGCAACUGGGACGCUCGAUGACCGAUGAUAACUACUUCAUUGGAGUGCUUGAUAUUGCUGGUUUCGAAAUCUUCGAGAACAACAGUUUUGAACAACUUUGCAUCAAUUAUACCAACGAGAAGCUGCAGCAGUUCUUCAACCACCACAUGUUCGUUCUUGAGCAGGAAGAAUACGCUCGAGAGCAGAUUGAGUGGCAGUUUAUCGAUUUUGGCAAAGACUUGCAGCCCACAAUUGACCUAAUCGAGCUCACAAACCCAAUCGGUAUUUUCUCCUGUCUUGAUGAGGAUUGCGUGAUGCCCAAGGCUACAGACAAAUCUUUCACUGAGAAGUUACAUUCCCUUUGGGAUCGCAAGACCCCCAAAUACCGGUCUUCCCGCCUCAGCCAAGGCUUUGUUCUCACCCAUUAUGCCGCCGAAGUGGAAUACAGCACACAAGAUUGGCUUGAAAAGAACAAGGAUCCGAUGAAUGACAACAUUACUCGCCUCCUUGCCAGUUCAGAUUACCCACAUGUUGCGGAUCUGUUUGCAGACUGUGCAGAACCCGAAGAAGGAAACGAGAAUCCACGAAGCCGGGUCAAGAAGGGGUUGUUCAGAACAGUGGCUCAAAGACACAAGGAGCAGCUGUCCAGCCUGAUGGCCCAACUUCACUCAACUCAUCCCCAUUUCGUGCGAUGCAUCUUGCCAAACCACAAGAAGCGACCGAAAAUGCUUCACGCUCCAUUGGUUUUGGAUCAGCUCCGUUGCAAUGGUGUCCUCGAGGGAAUCAGAAUUGCGCGAACUGGUUUCCCUAACCGCCUGCCUUUCGCCGAGUUCCGUCAAAGAUACGAAGUUCUUUGCCAGAACAUGCCAAAAGGAUAUCUGGAGGGCCAGGCUGCCGCUCAUAUCAUGCUAGAAAAGCUUGGCAUGGAUCGAGCCUGGUAUCGUGUGGGUCGGACCAAAGUUUUCUUCAGGGCUGGCGUUCUGGCCGACUUGGAAGAAAAGCGUGAUAAGCUUAUUCGAAGCAUUAUGUCACGCUUCCAAUCCAUGGCGCGGGGAUUUAUCCAAAGGCGCAUCUCAAACAAGCGCCUCUAUCGGGCCGAGGCAACUCGUAUAAUUCAACAAAAUUUCCAUUCAUACUUGGAGUUGAAAAGCAGCCCAUGGUGGCAGUUGUUCUCCACAAUGAAACCCCUUCUCGGCGAUACCCGAAACGCAAAGGAAGUUAAGAAACGUGACGACAAGAUCAAGGAACUCGAAGCGAAGAUGGCCCAGGAUAUCUCUGAACGCCAAAAGCUUGACGAAGAAAGACGACGCACUGAAAUGGAGAUUAACAAGAUCCAGCAGACGUUGGAGGGAGAACGUGCUCUCGCCCUUGACAAGGAGGAGAUUUUCAAGCGCUUACAAUUGCGGGAAGGAGAACUUGCCGAGAAGCUCGCCGGAGCUAUCGCGGACCAGGAGAGCCUCGAGGAGCAAUUAGAUGAGCUGGUCGACGCAAAGAAGAGGACCGACGAGGAACUCGAUCUUCGAAUCACACAGCUUGAACAAGCUGGUCAAAUUAUCCAACAGCUUGAAUCAGAAAAGAACCAGCUACAAGCUCGACUGGACGAGGUGCAUGUCAAACUUUCUGAAGCGGAGGCGCAAUUCUCUGCCAAAGAUGCCCAGAUCGAAGAGCUGGGCCAGGAAAUGAAAAUGCUCCAAAGUCAUCUGAGUCUGAAGGAUCGCAAGCUUCAGGAUCUUGAAGCUAAAUUACUAAAAACCGACCAAGAUCUUGAUAUCAAACUUGCCAACACCUCGAAAGAACUUGAAAAGUCCAAGAAGGAGGUUCGAGAGCUUGUUGAAGUCAAUCGGACCAUUCGCCAGCAAAUCACCGAGCUGUCUACGACUUCCACCGGCUACGAGGAUCUCCUCCGGCGCAAGGAGAGUGAGAUGACUAUUCUACGCAACGAUGCAAAGAAACAUGAUGAGGAUAGACGAGCCAUCGAUGCGGAGAAGAAAUCGCUCACAACUCGGCAUGACAACAUGCAAAACCGCCUUCGAGAAGUUCAGGCAGAAAGAGAUGCUAUGCGCUCGGAGAAGGCUCAACUAGAGCGAGAAGCGGCUAGUGUUAAGAAGUUGCUUGAAGAGAAGAGGUCUGAGGAUGCAGAGGCGAGCGAGAGCAGAAAACUCCUCGAACAACAGGUGCAAGAUUUGAAAGAUCAGCUAUUCAAAACUGAAGCGGACCUCAGCCGCGAGCGCCAGUCAAGGGACGAUGUUCAGAUGCUCGCUGAACACAAUCUGAAAGACCUGUCGGCUAAGUACGAUGAACUCAACGACUCGAAGAUCACCAUCGAGAAAGAGAUGUACAUUCAGCAAGAUAGUCUCCGUCGCGCCACCGAGGCACGUGUCGCUGCUGAGGCAUCACGAAAGGACCUACAAUCCGAAUUGAUCAAGCUUCGGGACCGAUUUACGGAAGCCGAGAGCGCACGCUUGAAUGCAGAUGCCGAAGCCGAACGCAAGAUUAAAAAGCAGGCCGAGGAGCACAUUAUGGGGCUGCGAAACGAUCUAGACGAGAAGGCCCGGCAGCUUGAAGAAGUCGACACAGAGCGCUCUCAGCUUGCUGCUCGCAUUCAACAGCUUAUGCAUACCAUUUCAGAGUCCGACAACUUCCGUAUUCGUCACGAUCAGCACAAAGAGCGUCUGGAACGGGAGCUUGUAACUCUUCGGGGUCGCCUCACGGCCUCCGAGAAUGAUAACCGGUCCCUUCUCACGAAGAUUCAGCAAAAAAACCUCGACAUCGCCCGGUCCACCUCCAAAGCCAGUGACAACAACCGAAUCCGACUGCAAACAUUGCAGAAGGAGAAGGCCAAGCUAGAGGAAGAGAAUAAGAAGAUUACCCGCCAGAUGGGAGAUCUGCAGAUGACAAUCACGUCUCUCGAGAAGCAGAAGGAGAAAUUGACCUUGAAUGUUGAAGAUCUCAACCACGAGGUGAAUCGCGAACACAAGACGAGUCGUAAUGCUGAAAAAGCGGCUUCCACAGCCAACCUUCAGUUGGCAGAGGUUAAUCGUAGUCUCGAGAAUGAACGGCAGAUGCGCAGCCAAGCACAAGCGAAUACUCGACAGACCCAGGGUGCUCUGGACAGAGCUAACAAGGAAAUCGAGGAUUUACAUCGCCAGCUAAUUCUUUUGCAUCGGGUUUUCGAGCCGGAAGCAUCUGAGCCAGCUCAGUCCUGGGAGGCUGUACAGCCGCACUUAUCGAAACAAGUUGAUAUUGCACAAGUUCUUGAUACCGUCCAACAUAGACUCCGAGUCACGGAGGAGAAAUAUGCCAGGGCGGAAUGUCAAUUGUCCGAGAUGCGUCGUCGCCACGGAGAUGAAAUGAAGGAUCUGGAUGCCAAAUAUUCAUCCUCAAAGCGCGCAUUGCUUGAAGAAAUCGACCAGAACGAGGUGGCCAACACUCGCUCCCCGGCACACUUCCGCAAAAACUCCGAAAAUGCUCUGAAGCGACCCUCUAAUCCCUCUACACCCAGCCGUCGCUACAAUGCACAUGAAGGAGUCAAUGACUCCGCCAGGUCUGAUAAGACAGUCGACACCCAGGGUUACCAGCGCCGGAUGGAUGUAGCUGCGGAAAUUGAAGAGCUUCAGAACAAGCUCCAGAUGACUGAGAUGCAGAACAAGCAUCUCCAGAGCCAGCUUGAGCGUUCUACUCCCUCUCGUGACAUCUGGCAGGAUGAAAGCCCUUCGAUCCGUCGGGUACAGCUCCUGGAGCGCGAAAAUGGACGUCUUCAUGAUCAGCUCGAUGACUCUGCCAAGAAGGUAUCGACACUGGAGCGUAGCAUCCGAUCUGGCGAAUUAUCUCUUCGUGACGUGCAGGCCAAGUCUCACGAAGAGCUUUACGACCUGAUUAACUCCCAGGAACAUUCCCGUCGCUCUUUGCUCAAGGCUCACAAUGAUACCCUCGCCGAGUUCGGAGAUGUCAAGGCUCACUUUGAGAAGUUGAAGCGCAGCAAAGCUACUUUGGAGGUGGAGCUGCGUGAUGCUCGAUCUGAAACUCAAGAGAUGCAGUACAUCCGGGACCAAGAUGUCCAAAGUCGCAAUCAACUUUUGCAAGAAUUCUCCGACUUGCAAAUCCGUCUCGACGCCGAGACAUCAAGAACCGCUGAUCUCGAAUCUAGCCUUACCCUGUACAAGAGUCGGGCAGAUGAGUAUUUCAGUAAACUUGAACAGGCUGAAAUUUCUGUUUUGAAGGCCAAUCGCGCUGAGCAGUUUGCUAAAUCACAAGGCAGGGAGGCGGAAGAGGUAUACGCUCAAGUCAUGUCCGAACGGAAGCAAAUGGAUGAUCUCGUGGAGGACCUACAGCGACAGACGCAGGCAUUGGAGGCUCGGAUGGAAGACCAGGCCGCUGAGCUCCAGGGCGCUCUGCAGGCCAAGCAGCGUCUUCAAAAUGAGCUUGAGGAUUACCGAAACCAGCGAGCUAUUGAUCUUGAAGAUAAAGAAACUUCCAUGGAACAGACUCGGCAGAAAUACCAGCGAGAGUUCUCGACCAUAAACGGAGAACUCGAGAUUGAGCGAGAGCGCCUGCUCAAUGUCCGUGGCGAGAACGCCCGCCUCCGUGAAGAGCUGGAAGAUUUACGAAGCAAGUGGGACAAUGAAGUGCUCAACAGUUCUACUUGGUCGAAAGAGAAAUCCCGCAUGGAGUUGGUGGUGCAAGACAUCACUACUUCCCGCGACGAGGCCAGUGCAGCCCACAACGAAGCUCAGGAGAAGAUUGUGUUACUACUAUCGCAAGUGCGAAACCUUCGUGCUUCCAUUGAGGAUACUACCGCAGAACGUGAUCUUCUUCUGAAGGACAAGAAGAUGUUGGAAGGCCGCUUGGCUGAAGCCGGUGAGCGUCUUGAAGACCUUGCCAGGGGCGAAAGUCCCUCUAUGCGCAACGCAGCCAGCAUGGACCGCGAGCUACUGGAGCUCAAGUCCAAACUCGCUCAGCAGGAGGAUCUCUCAUCUGCCGCCGUUGGCAAGAUGCGCCGCGCAGAUGCUUUGGCCACUGAAAUGCAGAAGGAGCUCACUGCCGAGCGUGAAACUAACAGCCAACUCUUCAAAGAAAAGGCUGGCUUGGAGAAGCAGCUGAAGGAGAUUCAAAUUCGAUGCGUUGAUCUUGAAACCAAGAGCUACUCUUCUGGUAGCCAAGAUGUGCGGUUCUUGCACAAGCGAAUCAAGGAGCUGGAGACUCACCUUGAAGAGCAAGAAAACAAGAACAGCGCUGAGCAACGCUCUCUUCGCAACGUCGACCGCACAGUCAAGGAUCUGCAAGCACAGAUUGACAGACGCGAGAAGAUAAAUGGUCAACUGAAUGAGGAGCUUAACAAGGGUCGGGAUAAGAUUGAGCGACUCCUCCGCAACAUCGAUGAGCUUCAGCAAGUCGACACCGAAACACAGAUGCAGGCGCGUCGUGCCGAACGUGAGCUUCGCGAAGAACGAGAGAAGGCAUUACGCCUGGAAAGGGAAUUGGAAGGCUGGAAAGCGCUACGAGUUGAACGGACCAGCACUAUCGGCCGCUUACCCAUGGCUGCAAUGAGCGAUGUCGGUAGCCGACGAGGCAGUGCUGCUUAUGGGUCUAAUGACAUGCCCCAGCGAAAGCCUAGUAAUACUAAGGGAUUCCUGUGA
Messenger RNA from Penicillium odoratum, 7191 nucleotides. RefSeq names its product type II myosin. Bases 1 to 7191 code for a protein of 2396 amino acids. The transcript has 5 exons. Gene Ontology annotation, molecular function: actin filament binding; ATP binding; cytoskeletal motor activity. The record is from RefSeq and is a predicted model, not a curated record. NCBI's taxonomy places the organism in Eukaryota, Fungi, Ascomycota, Eurotiomycetes, Eurotiales, Aspergillaceae. Gene Ontology annotation, cellular component: myosin complex.